This is a messenger RNA of Penaeus monodon (black tiger shrimp), 934 nucleotides long. Its product is annotated as folylpolyglutamate synthase, mitochondrial-like. Gene Ontology annotation, molecular function: tetrahydrofolylpolyglutamate synthase activity; ATP binding. Gene Ontology annotation, cellular component: cytosol; mitochondrion; cytoplasm. NCBI's taxonomy places the organism in Eukaryota, Metazoa, Arthropoda, Malacostraca, Decapoda, Penaeidae. Gene Ontology annotation, biological process: tetrahydrofolylpolyglutamate biosynthetic process. The record is from RefSeq and is a predicted model, not a curated record.
UGGAGGGGGUUGAGGGCAGCUGCAGGUCGCCUGUUCUCACAGCCGUACGUGAUGUGGAAGCCCAAGAGAGAGUACCAGGCGGGGGUAGACCACCAGUAUGAGGAAGCAGUACAAGCCCUAAAUUCACUCCAGACAAAUGCCUCAGUACUUCAGGUGGCUCGGGAGCAGGGCUCACGCUCGGGCCUUGCCAAUAUACCCACAACUGAACGGUUCUUGAGGAAGGUUGGCGUCAGCAGGGAUGAAUUGGAUAAACUGUCAGUUAUCCAUGUUGCUGGAACCAAAGGCAAAGGAUCAACCUGUGCCUUUAUUGAGAGCAUCCUGCGGGAACAUGGGUAUCGAACUGGCUUCUAUUCCUCUCCUCACUUGGUGGCUGUCCGGGAGAGAAUCAGGAUAAAUGGGCAACCCAUCAACAAGGAGGACUUUGCGCACUACUUCUGGGAUGUGUAUAAUUCUCUAGCAAGUCAGAAGGAAGAUGAAAAGGAUAUGCCCGCAUACUUCAAGUUCUUGACAGUCCUUGCUCUUAAAGUUUUCCUACAAGAGGAGGUGGAUGUGGCAGUGUUGGAAGUUGGAAUUGGAGGGGAAUAUGACUGUACCAAUGUUGUCAGGAAGCCUGUUGUAUGUGGCAUAACCUCACUUGAGCUGGACCACACCUCAAUCCUGGGAACGACAGUGGAGUCCAUUGCCUGGCACAAAUCAGGCAUCAUGAAGCCUGGAGUGCCAACCUUCACUGUGGAAGAGCAGCCUGGGAUGGCUAUGACAGUGCUGUCAGAGAGGGCAAAGGAAAAGGAGACAAAGUUGUAUGUUGUUCCACCUUUAGAGAGUUAUGGAUGGGGAUCACGUCCCUUGCAGCUGGGGCUUGCUGGCAAUGUACAGUAUCGUAAUGCCUCCCUGGCACUCCAGCUCUCCCAAUAUUGGAUUGACUCUCAGGUGAAAG